GCAAUCAUGUUUGCUCAUAGACUCUCACCACGUCUUGCAAAGUCUGUCUCCCACGCGCGCUCGACACUCGCGGUCAGGGCCAGCUGCUCGCGGACAUACGCUACAACCACCAACGCAGACCACGUGAACAUCGUCGAAGUCGGUCCGCGCGAUGGCCUGCAGAACGAGAAGUCGGUUAUCCCGCCAGAAGUCAAGAUUGAGCUUAUAAACCGCCUUAACCGCGCCGGGCUCAAGACUAUCGAGGCGGGCAGCUUUGUCAGUCCAAAGUGGGUUCCCCAGAUGGCUGGCACGGCCGACGUGAUAUCGCGUAUGGAGCGACUUCCUGGAAACUAUUAUCCCGUGUUGGUGCCGAACCUCAAGGGAUUGGAGUUGCUGCUCGACCUUCUUGCGAAGCACCCGCCAAGCGCGGGUGGUCCGCCGCCGCCGACAAACGAAAUUGCAGUGUUUACCGCCGCCACGGAGGCGUUCUGCAAGGCCAACACGAACUGCAGCAUUGUAGAGAGCUUAGAGCGCAUUCAUGCCGUCACAAGGAAGGCAUUGGAUCAUGGUCUGCGCGUCAGAGGCUACGUCAGUGUCGUCAUAUCCUGUCCGUACGAAGGCAAAGUGAGCCCCCAGAAGGUCAAAGAGGUUACGAGGGCGCUCCUCGAUAUCGGUUGUUACGAGGUCAGUCUCGGCGACACCGUGGGCACAGGUACGCCCGCGACAGUGCGCGAGAUGCUUGAGACUGUGAUGGGCGGCGCGGGCACGGUCCCUGCGAACAAACUUGCCGGGCACUACCACGACACAUUCGGGACUGCCGUCGCGAACAUCAUGACCUCGCUUGACAUGGGCCUCCGCACAUUUGAUGCGAGCGUCGGCGGUCUGGGUGGCUGCCCGUACUCGCCCGGCGCGACGGGCAACGUCGCGACCGAAGACGUGCUCUAUGCACUCAAGGGCAGCAAGUACACUACGGAUGGCGACCUCGACGCUCUCGUCGAUGUUGGUGACUGGAUCUCAAAGAAGUUACAACGAACGAACGCGAGCAGGGCAGGCAAGGCAAUUCUAGCCCGAAGAGAGAGGGAGCAUCUCGAGAAGGAGCGCGAGAACGAUGGGGGCGCGGCGGAAGUGAUCUCAGCGAAGCUGUGAGGGCCCCACAUAUGCAUUGUACAACAUACAUUUUCAGGAUGUCUCGUUCGGACUGUGACCUAGCUCUUGCAUAACCAAUAAGCCGCCACAAUGUUUAGUAUGAAGUCCAUCAUGCCCAGUG
This is a messenger RNA of Phanerochaete carnosa HHB-10118-sp, 1246 nucleotides long. RefSeq lists its product as uncharacterized. The transcript has 3 exons. Gene Ontology annotation, biological process: L-leucine catabolic process; ketone body biosynthetic process. Gene Ontology annotation, molecular function: hydroxymethylglutaryl-CoA lyase activity. Lineage: Eukaryota; Fungi; Basidiomycota; Agaricomycetes; Polyporales; Phanerochaetaceae. The coding region runs from base 7 to 1125 and encodes 372 amino acids. The record is from RefSeq and is a predicted model, not a curated record.